GUCACAUCCUGACAGAAUAAGGAACUGUGUAACUGAUGUACGCUUGUGCAGUACGCUUUGCUGUACUUAGUUUAGUUACAAGCUAGUAGCAGUUGCACAUCAGCUGGAUAAACCUGAAAUAAAAAUGUUGAAGAGAAAACCAUCUAACGUGUCUGAUAAGGAGAAAAGUCGAAAGCCAAAGCGCACAAGCAGCUUUGGAAGCUUUGACCGUUUCAGGCAUCACUCGAUAUCAAAGGCAGAUGAUGCAGCUGAGAUAUGUGAGUUGGAGACUAUAAGUGACAUUGGAGAUGCAGUACAAACUAAAGCAGCAAAUAAUGGAGGAAGUUUGGGUAAGAAGAUGAGAGCCAUUUCCCUUACUAUGAAGAAAAAGAUGGGUAAAAAGUACAUCAAGGCACUCUCUGAGGAGAUGAAUGAAGAAGGAAAAGAUGAGAGUGACCCUGGUGGUGGAAUACACACUGAGAAGGUCUCCCUAAAAGCCAGUGACUCUAUGGAAAGUCUCUAUAGUCUGAACAGUGGCCAGAGCUCAUCUAGUGGGGUGACCAGCUGCUCAGAUGGAACGAGCAACAGGGACAGCCUCCGGUUUGAUGACGAAGUCCCUUACAGUGGGCCCUUCUGCGGUCGAGCCAAAGUUCACACAGACUUCACACCAAGUCCUUAUGACACCGACUCUCUAAAAAUCAGGAAAGGAGACAUUAUAGAUAUCAUCUGUAAAACCCCCAUGGGCAUAUGGACAGGCAUGCUGAACAACAAAGUAGGAAACUUCAAGUUCAUUUAUGUGGAUAUUAUCUUGGAAGAGGAAGCUGCACCCAGAAAGGUAAAGCUGCACAGAGGAAGCAAAAGGACCAAGCCCAAAACACUGCAAGACCUCCUGGAUUGUGUCCACCUGCAGGAAUAUGCCUCAACCCUCUUGCUAAAUGGCUAUGAAACUCUAGAGGACUUAAAGGAUCUACAGGAGAGCCACCUGAUCGAGUUAAAUAUUUCAAACCCAGAAGACAGGGCAAGAUUGUUAUCAGCAAUUGAAAAUCUACAAGACUAUGACAUUGAACAACAGCAGAAAAGUGAGGGUGGUCAGGAGAUGCUGAGCUUAAGCCCUCACCAUGGCUUUGACAAAUCACAGUUAAAUGACUGCCCAAGAGAUUCUGGCUGUUAUAUCUCAUCAGAAAAUUCAGAUAAUGGUAAAGAAGAAAUAGACCCAGAAACCCUGUCUGACAUGGUGCAGUCAGUAACAAUCACUGAGUCAAACUGAUUCAGUCCUGCUGCUUUUCUGCAGAUUUUCAGAAAAGACAAUCAGAUUUGCAGGUGUGAUGCACAGAAGCAGAAGAAAAAAAUCUUCUCAACACCAAAAAGCUACUUCUGUCUGAUGUAUGAUGCUCUAGACUGUUUAAUAAUAUCUCAUGCUUUUCUUUUCAAUGAAUCCACAGACAUUUCACUGAAAAAGUUUAUACAUAUGUAUUUAUAAAUAUUUGUACAGCAAAUGCAUCUUCUAUAAUAAUAAAGAAUUGGUUUAGGUAGCGGUACAUAAUCUGGACAUGUUCAUUUCUGGAACUGUCCAAAAUGUAAAUAUUGUA
Messenger RNA from Haliaeetus leucocephalus (bald eagle), 1568 nucleotides. It is a transcript of the gene SAMSN1, whose product is annotated as SAM domain, SH3 domain and nuclear localization signals 1. The transcript has 8 exons. The record is from RefSeq and is a predicted model, not a curated record. Gene Ontology annotation, molecular function: protein binding. The coding region runs from base 125 to 1246 and encodes 373 amino acids. Lineage: Eukaryota; Metazoa; Chordata; Aves; Accipitriformes; Accipitridae.